AUGCCUGCUGCGUCGUGUCGGGGUAUUGCAGCUUCUAAAAUCUCCUCUGGCGGUUUUAAAAAAGAGAUCGAGGCUCCUGUAGAAGCUUCAACAAGCCAAGAAGACCGCAUCGAGGGAUAUGAUCCAGAGCUGAUGGGCGCUAGGACGCUGCUCACGGCAGAAGAGGAAAAGAAGUUACUGCGCAGGAUUGAUUGGCGGCUUAUGUCGCUUUGCUCGCUUAUUUUUAUGUUCAAGAAUCUGGAUAGCAAUAACAUAUCCAAUGCUCGGAUUAUGAACCAGGGCACGGACCAUAAUAUCAUGACGCAGCUUGGAAUUACGUCUAAUGAGUAUAACUUGGUCACGGUGCUUUACUAUGUCCCUUAUAUCGUCUUGGAAGCACCCUCAAAUCUACUUCUCAAGAGAUUCUCUCCUUCCAAAUGGCAAUCCAGGAUUAUGAUCAGCUGGGGUAUCUUUCUGAUGUGCAAUACUGCGGUGAAGAAUAAGGGUGGCUUGUAUACCACCCGGUUCUUGCUGGGAGUGGCCGAAGCUGGCCAGUUUCCUGGUGUCAUUCUCCAGAUGACAUACUGGUAUCGCCCAGACGAGAUGUCCCUGCGAUUACUUUAUUUUUAUAUUUGCGGAAACAUCUCGAAUAUCUUCGGCGGUCUUCUUGCUUACGCCUUUGACACUGUAUCUGGUGCAGGAGGCCUUUCUGGAUGGCAAUGGCUAUUCCUCGUAGAGGGCAUCGCAACCGUCGUUUUCGGCGUUGCCAUCUGGUUCCUACUUCCCGACUUCCCCGAGACGGCAUCGUGGUUGUCCGAGAAAGAGAAGAAAUUCAUCCAGGCCCGGCUCCCAUCCAACGCCCCUCGAGCCAGCGAGCAGAACUUCAAACUCCGCGAGGUCAUCGAGUCUCUGAAGGAUCUGAGGCUGUGGCUGUUUACCUUCAUCUGGGCGACCUUUACUGUAGGCACGCACGGCGUGACAUUCUACCAGUCCACCGUUAUCGCCAACCUUGGCUAUACGAGCAUUGCCCAGGCCCAACUACUCAAUAUCCCCAUAACAGUCUGCGGACUGCUCUUCAUCGCCAUUACAGGCAUCACAGCAGACCGCAGUCGGAUACCGAGACCUAUAUACCCGCUUUCGUUUCUUCUCGUCAUCAUUGUCUGCUACGGGGUGUUUGUUGCAUACCCGAGUAACGGCGCUAUAUACGCCGUAACGUUGAUCGGGAAUGCUUUGACGGCGGGCUGGUAUCCUGUGAUGUGGCCUUGGCGCGUCCAAACCACCUCCCGAGCCACAGGCUCUGCCUUCUCAAUCGGGUUCGUCAACAGCUACGGGCAGAUCGGGGGUGCCAUUGGCCCACAGAUAUUCAAGAGCGAGUAUGCGCCACGCUACAGCGUUCCGUUCUCCGUCGCCAUGGGGCUCGUCGGACUUUGUGCGAUCUUGACUCUGGUGACGUGGUGGGUGACUUGGGAGACAGAGCGGGAUACGAGACGAUUGAAACUGGCGAGAAUUGCGGCGGAGAAGAAGGGCGAGGUUAUUUUGGAGGAUUUGGUGGAUCGGGACUUGAAAAGGAAUUAA
Aspergillus versicolor CBS 583.65 is the source of this 1554-nucleotide messenger RNA. RefSeq lists its product as uncharacterized. Gene Ontology annotation, biological process: transmembrane transport. The record is from RefSeq and is a predicted model, not a curated record. The transcript is spliced from 10 exons. Gene Ontology annotation, cellular component: membrane. The coding region runs from base 1 to 1554 and encodes 517 amino acids. Lineage: Eukaryota; Fungi; Ascomycota; Eurotiomycetes; Eurotiales; Aspergillaceae. Gene Ontology annotation, molecular function: transmembrane transporter activity.